ACCAAUUCACUACUCAGCUUCUCUCAAGUCUCAACAAAGCUUCAAUUUCUUCAUCUACUCAAAAGAAGCCUCUUAUUUUUGCUAAUAUUUGCAACAUUCUUGAAUUGUCCUUCUUUGAAUCUUGAAAUUUCCCAAAAUACAAAUGGAUGAAAUUCAAGUACCUCCUUAUUUCAUUUGCCCGAUUUCUCUAGAGAUGAUGAAAGACCCCGUCACAAUCUCAACCGGAAUAACAUAUGAUCGAGAAAACAUCGAGAAAUGGAUAUUCUCAGCCAAGAAUAACACUUGUCCGGUUACAAAGCAGUUCCUUACAAGCAUAGAAUUGACACCAAACAUCACUCUUCGGCGAUUAAUACAAUCAUGGUGUACUCUCAACGCGUCCUAUGGCAUCGAAAGGUUCCCUACACCGAAGCCUCAGGUCAACAAACCCCAGAUCAUAAAGCUCCUCAAAGAAGCAAAAUCACCUAAAAUGCAAAUGAAAUCUCUCAAGACCCUUAGAUCCAUCGCUUCUGAGAACGACGCUAACAAACGCUGCAUGGAAUCCGCGGGGGCAGCAGAGUUCUUAUCCUCUAUUAUAAAUAAUCCGAAUGAAGUAUCGGAUGAAGAGGGUUUCACGAGUACUAAAGACGAAGCGCUAAGCAUCCUUUACCAACUCAAAUUAUCUGAACAUGGAUUGAGGUCACUCAUCAUGAGUGGAAAUGGCGAGUUCAUCGAGUCGUUGACACAUGUCAUGCAACGGGGGAGCUACGAGUCUAGGGCUUACGCGGUGAUGCUAAUGAAAGACAUGUUCGAAGCAUCCACACCAACUCUAGUUUUGACCUUGAAACAAGAAUUCUUCAUUCAAGUGGUUCAAGUCUUGAGGGAUGAGAUCUCUCAAAAGGCGACUAAAGCAUUAUUGCAAGUGCUAGCGCAUGUGUGUCCGUUUGGGAGGAACAGAGUGAAAGCAGCAGAGGCAGGAGCUGUUAGGGUUUUGGUGGAUCUUCUGCUCGAUUCAUCGGAGAAAAGGGCUUGUGAAUUGAUGCUAAUUUUGCUGGAUCAAAUUUGUCAGAGUGCAGAAGGGAGAGCUGAACUAUUGAAGCAUGCCGGAGGAUUAGCCAUUGUUUCCAAGAAAAUCCUUAGGGUUUCUAAAGUAGGGAGUGAAAGGGCUAUCAAGAUUUUAUAUUCAAUCUCAAAGUUUUCAGCAACACCAAGUGUUGUUCAAGAGAUGUUGAGUUUGGGUGUGGUGGCAAAGCUUUGUUUGAUACUUCAAGUUGAUUGUGGCAGUAAGGCUAAGGAUAGAGCUAGAGAAAUUCUUAAAUUUCAUGCUAAGGCAUGGAGGAAUUCUCCUUGUAUACCUAUGAAUCUAUUAUCUUCAUAUCCAUUUUAGGAAUUAGGAUGAAAAGAGCAAAAAUUGCUUAGGCAGAAAUAGUAAUUGAUUUUUGUGUACAUUACUUAUUCCUUUCAGAAUAUAGAAAAAAUGGACUUAAUAGUCCAUAUCCAUCUUGAACGUUGUGAUUCAUUACAAAGUGCAAUUAAAGUUUCUGAGAGUUUAAUGCUUUA
Molecule: messenger RNA, 1536 nt
Organism: Lycium ferocissimum
Lineage: Eukaryota; Viridiplantae; Streptophyta; Magnoliopsida; Solanales; Solanaceae
Product: E3 ubiquitin-protein ligase PUB23-like
Exons: 1
Coding region: 143-1363 (406 amino acids)
Biological process (GO): protein ubiquitination
Molecular function (GO): ubiquitin protein ligase activity
Source: RefSeq, a predicted model, not a curated record